Debaryomyces tyrocola is the source of this 2049-nucleotide messenger RNA. The record is from the annotation of a GenBank genome assembly. NCBI's taxonomy places the organism in Eukaryota, Fungi, Ascomycota, Pichiomycetes, Serinales, Debaryomycetaceae.
AUGUUCAAAAAAAUUUCACCAGAGUAUUAUGAAAAUUUAACUAUUCCUAAAUGCAAAAGAAUUGUUCGGCCUUUAGUAUCUAAAAUUCAUGCUCUCAAUGAUUUGAAUGGUAAAUAUCCAUCAAUAUUGGAUUUCAAUUUCCCAUUAAACGAUACUUGUUUACAAGGUUUACUAAGCAAGAAAAAUAGAAACCAUGACUCUAACGGAAAACACAUUGAUAAUCAACCUGGUCAACCCAGAAAUAAGAUUCGUAAGCUUGAAGAUCGAAAAUAUGCAAGAAGUGAUGAUUCCGAUAGCGAUUAUGAUGAAAGCUAUGAUUCACUAGAACGUCUACCUAUGAAUAAAGAUUAUUUGCCAGAAGAGAGGGAACAUAUCUCAAACAUAAAUAAGUUAAUAGAGCCUACAAGUUCGUUCGAAAGAUUAAAAUCAUUAAAACCAUAUAUUUCCGGCCAACUCUAUCAAUCAUACUAUGAUAUGUUCCUCAUAUUCAGAAAUAUUAUAAAUUUAUUAGUAUUCACAACGCAUAAAAAUAAUGAAUCAACUUCCAGUGUGCCUAGAUUGUCGUCCUUAUGUUCCUUCAAAAUUGGUAAAUUUAUGGCACUUUCCACAAAGCCUACUUACUAUGAAAUGAAUCAAUCCUUAUUAUUCGAUCCUAAUACAAUUCCUUAUCAUCUCCGAGAAUAUCAGGAUAUUCUUUCAGAUGAUAUAGAUGAAUGGUUGGAAAUGCAGCCCGAGGUCGUAACUUAUACUUAUAGAAUUGAUUUAUUAAUUGGAUAUGUAAUACAUUUGCUAGUCAUAAACCUGGACCUGACAUUGUAUUUGUUAAUACCUAUAUUAAUACAUUGGCUAAAUGAAGAACUGGAAAGAACCGGUAACGCAAUGCUACAAUCAAUAUCGAGAAGUUUCUUUCCAGAAUAUUGGACUUAUGGGCCAGAUUAUUUUGAUAGUACCGGAUUUGACAAUAUAGUCAAUAUUCUUAAUGCAACUCAAAACAGGGAUCGAAAUCUAAACAUAUUUUGGACAUUUCAUAAAAUAGGCUAUUGGAGAAUUCUAAUCAAUUCUUUCGGUUCUGAAUCUACAGUUACGAGUUCCGACUCCUAUGAAAUUUUAACACUUGAUACUAUAUCCUUGAAUAAUAAAUUAAGUCUUCAAAUAUUAAUGAAUCUUGAUACAGCCUAUGAUACUAAUGAUCCUCAUGAUUUUUUGCAUGAUAUUUAUCAGAUGAUUAAGAAGAAUCCCCAGCAUCCGCAAGUAAACAAUAUUUUAAUUUUAAUUAUCACUCAACUAAUAUCAAGCACUAGACUCAAUAUUAAACAGUGCCUGGCAAGUCGCGAUAUCCUAAAUUGCUUGCAUUUUGCGUACGACAAUGUUAUUUUCUUCGUACAUACGUGGCUCUCGCUACCUGUCAAGGAAGAGUUUCUUGUUUUUAAUUCAUUAUAUCCUGGUAAUAAUGAAAUUUUUCAUGCACUUAUUAGUUUUACUGAUUUCCAAGUACGUCAGUGUGAUAUACUAUUUCUGAAUCAGGCUAAGUCUGAGAGUACGUUCUUUUCAAAGAUUAACACAGAUGGAAGCUUUACAGUCGACUUAAGAAUGAUUAGAGACAACCUACGCAUACUAAACAGAACGCUUGAACUUCUAAAAUUAUAUUAUCUAGACACGAUCGAUGCUUUCACGAUAGAUCCGCAUAGUGUUGAGGAAAUCAGCUCUUUCAUACUAUUAAUUCAAAACUCCAAACUAAGCCCUUCGAAUGUUAAAGAAUUUCCGCUUUGUAACAAUAGCUAUAACGAUCUUUUAGUAUGGUUAUUCGAUCAACAGGACCCAACGCUACUUCAAAUCUCACAAUUGUGUUUCCGAAAAUAUUAUGGGAAUAGGGCUUGGUUUAAAGAUGUCCUGAUUGAUGACCUUUACUGUAUACUCUUCGAAACGGACACAAUUACCAGUUCCAGUAGCGAAGAAAUCGAUGAUUCCAGGCUAGAUAAUUCUGAUGGUGAUAUUGAUAAUGAUGAUGAUAAUGAUACAGAUGGACAAUCUAAUUCGCUGGUUUGGUAA